Messenger RNA from Ciona intestinalis (vase tunicate), 1055 nucleotides. Its product is annotated as vesicle transport protein USE1-like. Gene Ontology annotation, molecular function: SNAP receptor activity. Gene Ontology annotation, cellular component: endoplasmic reticulum; SNARE complex. The record is from RefSeq and is a predicted model, not a curated record. Gene Ontology annotation, biological process: retrograde vesicle-mediated transport, Golgi to endoplasmic reticulum. NCBI's taxonomy places the organism in Eukaryota, Metazoa, Chordata, Ascidiacea, Phlebobranchia, Cionidae.
AUACUUGUCUUCAAGUUUUUUACUGUCAUUGUAGAACACCAGUAUUAAGGGUAGAUUUAACAUGCAAAUAUAGUUACCUGCCCACCAUGCCUGCACUGAGAAGCAAGACUGAGAUCAACUUGAUUCGUUUGCUUGCCCGAUGCGAAGUAAAAGCUGCUGAGAAUGUGAAAGGUGACUGGAGGUUGGAACAGUAUGUGGAGUGCCUGGAAACUUACCUGGAAGAUCUACAAAAGGAAACACAAAGAAAACCAAGUGAAGAAACGUUAAAAGAAUACAGCAAAAAAAUUGCUUUUCUGAAGGAUUUUCUGAGCACCAAGACCUUAUCUACUGCUGCAGAAAAAGCAUUCGCCAACCAAAUGCUGAUUCCAUCGGACAAACAAACAAUACCAAGUCUUGUAGCUUCUCCAACUGGUAAACAGAUCAAGCAAAAUGCAGCAAUUCAAUAUCGAUCUCAAAUGAAGAAAGAACUCUUCAGCAAGAGUGAUGAUAGUACAAAUUCAGAUCAGAACAACCUUCGAAAGAGAAAGAUAAGAAAUGUAGAUGAAGAGUUGGAACAUCAUGAGCAGGUUCAUGAAAACAUAGCAGAAGAAAUAAUUUCACUCACAAGGAACCUACGGCAUAACAUUACUGUGUCAGGAAACAUCAUUAGAGAAGAUACAAAGGUCAUGCAACAAUCGGCAAAGAAUGCUGACUCUAAUAUUAGUCAACUACAACACGAGUCCAGUCGUCUGGAAGCUCACUUGCGCAAGGGCACCAACUGGUGGCUGUGGAUAUCACUCGCAAUUGUUUGCGCCACUUUCUUUACGAUGAUCGUUUUUAUUCGUUUCUUCCCAAAACCUAGAUGAAUGCUGGUGUAAGAGGAAGCGAUGGAUGUUCAUCUUUGUUUGUACAGUGAAGGUUUUUACAAAAUGCAAUUCAAGCUCUGGUUUUGUGCAAUAAAACUUCUCUAUUUAGUUACAAAUUCUCUUUGCGUGGAUCUAUGUUUUGUAUUGGUUUAUUUGGUUAUCUGAUAUUGGUGGGUUCGCUAUGACGAAUAAAAUGUGAAAGAAGAUGAA